Adineta ricciae is the source of this 1281-nucleotide messenger RNA. Lineage: Eukaryota; Metazoa; Rotifera; Eurotatoria; Adinetida; Adinetidae. The record is from the annotation of a GenBank genome assembly.
AUGUGGCGUGUAACAACAACUGAAAUUGUUGAUUGGACUUGUAUAUUUAUGAUUAUACUUGGUACACUUGGAAAUACCCUCGGCUUAAUUGUUUUUUCUUCUCGAAAAUUUCGCCAAACGACUUAUGGUCGUUUAGCCAUUGCAUCGUUAAUAAUCAAUCUUCUUUGUGUAUUUCGCUAUUCUCUCCUUCUUCAUACAAGUACUCGUCUCUGGAUUACGCAUAAAGCUGGCCAAUCAUGGUUCACUUGUAAAUUAUAUCGAAUCUCGUCUUGUUUACGAAUUCUCUCAGCAUUUGUCACUGUUGCAUGGACAUACGAACGGUUCACCUAUGUCACGACGAAUUUUCAAUUCUUGACAGUUAAUCAAUAUGUUAAGAAAUACAAAUUCUAUUUUAUGAUUAGUUUCUCUCUGAUCAUCAUUACUAGUCUAACUGGACCGACAAUUUACUUUUAUGAAUUAAAAUCGGAACCCCAACGAAUUUCUCCACAAGUUGCAAACUUGAAUAGCAACACAACGACGGCAGCAACAAUAUUCAGAACAACCAACUUAACAACCUUGACUCGUUCCAUUCGUGAAAACGAAGAUGUCACAUCAAAUCACGACGCAAUUCCUAUUUAUCAUACAACGUGUUCGUUAAAACGAUCGAUAUCUUUGUCUUGGCUUAAAUUUCUAACGGAAGUUCGAUUUGGCUUUAAUUACACGACGUUUCGUUCAAUAUUUUCCGAGAUAAUACCAUCGAUUUUAGUUAUUUUUUUCAAUAUCGGAAUUAUUAUUCGUGUUGUUCAAUCAACACUCUCAUUUUCAUCAGCAAGUGGCUCAGCGACAAAUAUUCGUCAGGGUUCGAAUACGUCAUUCCGUGGCAAAGAAGUCGCAGACGGUUUAAUAGUUCACAAUCGUCCUCGCACCUCAUGGAUGAAUAUUGUUUUAAUUAUCCAUUCGUGUCUAUUCUUUUUCUCGUCACUAACCGCGACGAUUGUACAUUGGUCAACAUCCAAUGCGCUUUUAGUUUAUUGGACUAGUGUUGUUAUCUUAGCCAAUUGUUCGUUGAACUUUUAUGUCUACUGUUUGAGUGGAAAAUCUUUUCGUAAUGAGAUACGUAAAUUGCUCUAUGUAUAUUAUCAAGAAUGUUGUUUUGUUAAAUUUAUGAAUCUAUUUCGAACGAAAUCACAACGUGAACAAGUAAGACAAACAGUCCGAAUGCGUUUAGUUGCUCAUAAACGAACAACAUCGUCGUUACAGACAAAUGUUAAUAGACGUACACAGUCAUUUACCGAACGAUAA